AUGACGCUCAUAGCCCCACAGGUGCAGAGACUGCCACAUCAGAGAAGACCGGAGGGCGCAGCGAGCAGGACCGCCCCAGCGACAGAGGAAUCCCGAGUCGAAGUCUUCCGCCGCAAACCGAUGGGCGGGCGAUGGGCCUCGGAGAUGGAGGACGUCCCCCUCGAGUCGGUGGACCUCGAGGAAGUCGGCCUCAGGCUAGAGAAACGAAGGUCGGAGAUCAGGCGUCGGUGCGAAACGUCCCUCUCGCCGGCGGAGCUGACGGAGGCGCCCAACAGCAGGGAGUUCCUCAUCAACAGGGACUACGGCCUCGUGUGGUGCAACGCGUUCAAGGCCGCCUCCUCCACGGGGCUCUACAACUUCCUCCUGAUGGCCGGGAUCUCCCAGAAGGUCAUAAAGGAGUCAAGGAUGUCUCCCGUGGAGGUCGCCCCCAACCAGGCCUAUCCGCGGCCGUCCGUCGAGGAGCUGGGCUCUGUCGUCGCUUCGGCCAACGCCACGGCCUUCCUCGUCGUCCGGGAGCCCUUCCAGCGCCUCCUGUCGGCCUUCAGGGACAAGAUCGAGUCCAACCACCAGACAUAUUAUCGGUAA
Penaeus chinensis is the source of this 585-nucleotide messenger RNA. Its product is annotated as carbohydrate sulfotransferase 13-like. Gene Ontology annotation, cellular component: membrane. The record is from RefSeq and is a predicted model, not a curated record. Gene Ontology annotation, molecular function: sulfotransferase activity. The coding region runs from base 1 to 585 and encodes 194 amino acids. Lineage: Eukaryota; Metazoa; Arthropoda; Malacostraca; Decapoda; Penaeidae. The transcript is spliced from 2 exons. Gene Ontology annotation, biological process: carbohydrate biosynthetic process.